AUGAUAGGGAGCAGGCUCCAGGCGCAGCUCGACGGCUAUCGGUCAUCGCACUGGUAUUGCUGGACCGAGUGGCGGGAGUGGUUCACGAUCUGGUUCAACUUCGAGGACCUGGUCACCCCGUUCAUCAACUGCUGGUACGAGCAGAUGGCCCUCCACCUCGACCCGCGCACCGGACGCUCGUUCAGCACGCCAGGAGUGAACAUUCGCUACAUCGACUAUGGCGGAGUGGAUGGCGUGACGUAUCUGGAUGACUGGCACGAGAUACCCAUGUGGAACGAAACCGUGUACCUGUUCGAGGCCCUCGGCUGGGAAGUCGGAAACAGUCUGCGUGCGGCUCCGUACGACUGGCGUUUCGGACCCGAGACCUGGGCGGCGGAGGACUGGCCUCGUCUGCGCCGCCUCAUCGAAGAGACCUACGCCCUCAACAACAACACACCCGUUGCGGCGGUGUCGCUGUCGAUGGGCGGCCCCUACUUCCUGGGCUUCUUGAACCAGCAGACGCAGGGGUGGAAGGACAAGUUCCUCCACUCGUUCAUCUCGCUCGACGGGGCCUUCGGCGGGAGCCCUUCGGCCGCCUCCGCUGGUGGUCCGCCAAGGGUCUCGGACCCGGUCGCGAUGAGAGCGCUAGUGCAGACCUGGCCGUCGAGCGUGUGGAUGCUCCCGCUGGCCGAGCUCUACGGCGAGGACUAUGUGUGGGUGACGGUUAGCGACCCGCCCAGGAACUACACAUCGGCCGACUUUGCCCAGCUGCUGGCUGAUUCCACCGGCCACAACGCCUCCCUCAUCUUCCGCCUGCUCCAAUCCCAGAGCGUGGCGUCGCACGCGUUCUUCGGGACCAACGUGACGACGCCGAUGCGGACGACGUUCGCUACAGUGGCCUUCGACACGGUUCCGCAGACCACCUACGGCAAUGGCGACGGCGUGGUGCCCGAGGCGGGCCUGCGCAUGCUGGAGCGUUGGCGCGGCAAGCAGGCCCAGCCCAUCCACAGCUACCCGAUCAAGGGCCUCUUCCAUGGGACCAGCGUGUGGAACAAGCAGGUCCUGCGCGAGGUCCUCGAGAUCAUCACCUCACCCUGA
This is a messenger RNA of Acanthamoeba castellanii str. Neff, 1077 nucleotides long. Its product is annotated as phosphatidylcholinesterol acyltransferase (lecithin-cholesterol acyltransferase), putative. NCBI's taxonomy places the organism in Eukaryota, Discosea, Longamoebia, Acanthamoebidae. Bases 1 to 1077 code for a protein of 358 amino acids. The transcript is spliced from 8 exons. The record is from RefSeq and is a predicted model, not a curated record. Gene Ontology annotation, biological process: lipid metabolic process.